AUGGCAGCCGCAAAGGUCCUUCCAGACGUAGCUCUGCGAGAAGCCACCCAGCGAAAACUGCGGAUGUUUUCAGAGCUGAGAGGCAAACCUGUGGCAGCUGGAGAAUUCUGGGAUAUUGUUGCAAUAACAGCUGCUGAUAAACAACAGGAACUUGCUUAUAAGCAACAGCUGUCAGAAAAGCUGAAAAGGAAAGAAUUACCCCUUGGAGUUCAAUACCACGUUUUUGUUGAUCCUGCUGGAGUCAAAAUCGGAAAUGGUGGAUCAACACUUUGUGCCCUUCGGUGUUUGGAAAAGCUUUAUGGAGAUAAAUGGAAUUCCUUUACCAUCCUAUUAAUUCACUCUGGUGGCUACAGUCAGCGCCUUCCUAAUGCAAGUGCUCUGGGAAAAAUUUUCACUGCUUUACCUCUUGGUAACCCCAUUUAUCAGAUGUUAGAGUUAAAACUAGCCAUGUACAUUGAUUUUCCCUCACAUAUGAAACCUGGGAUUCUGGUGACUUGUGCAGAUGAUAUUGAACUUUAUAGUCUUGGAGAAUCUGAGUUUAUUAGGUUUGACAAGCCUGGCUUUACUGCUUUAGCUCAUCCAUCUAGUUUGACUGUAGGUACCACCCAUGGAGUAUUUGUGUUAGAACCUUUUAAUCAUUCAGAACAUAGAGACCUUGAGUACAGGUGUUGCUAUCGCUUCCUUCAUAAGCCCAGUGUAGAAAAGAUGCACCAAUGUGAUGCUGUGUUUAGAGUCAGAAAUUUUUCUCGGCAGGAGUUUGCUGGAGAGAACAUUAAAUUAAACACUGAGUAUGUCUACACAGACAGCCUAUUUUAUGUGGGUCAUGAAUCAGUGAAAAAGUUACUCGCUUUUUAUGAAGAAAUAGGCACACUAAACUGUGAAAUAGAUGCCUAUGGAGACUUUCUGCAGGCUUUAGGACCUGGAGCAACCAUGGAGUAUACCAGAAACACAUCAAAUGUCACUAAAGAAGAAUCAGAGUUGGUAGAUAUGAGGCAGAGAAUAUUUAAUCUGCUAAAAGGAACAUCAUUAAAUGUUGUUGUACUUAAUAACUCUAAAUUUUAUCACAUUGGAACAACUGAAGAGUAUUUGUUUCAUUUGACAGCGGAUAGCAGUUUGAAAUCAGAGCUUGGCUUACAACCCAUGGCUUCUAGCAUCUUUCCAGCUUUACCAGAAUGCUUUGGUAAAACAUGCUGUGUCAUUCAAAGUAUUCUGCAUUCAAGAUGUUCUGUAGCACCUGGCUCAGUUGUGGAGUAUUCCAGACUGGGGCCUGAUGUUUCAGUUGGGGAAAACUGCAUUGUUAGUGGAUCUUACGUCAUAACAAAAGCUGUCCUGCCUUCAUAUUCUUUUGUGUGCUCUAUAAGUUUAAAGAUGAGUGGACAUUUAAAGUAUUCAACUAUGGCAUUUGGAGUGCAAGACAACUUAAAGAAGAAUGUUAAAGCUUUGCCAGAUAUCAAGUUACUUCAGUUCUUUGGAGUCUCUUUCCCAUCAUGCUUAGAAAUUUGGAAUCUUAAAGUUACAGAGGACCUGUUCUCUGGAAACACAACAUGUUUAAGUUUGUGGACUGCUCGUAUUUUCCCAGUCUGUUCUUCUUUGAGUGAUUCAGUUACAACAUCCUUAAAGAUGUUAAAUGCUGUAAAGAAAAAGUCAUCAUUUAACCUGAAUAGCUAUCAACUGUUAUCCAUUGAAGAAAUGCUUGGCUACAAAGAUGUAGAAGACAUGAUCGCUUAUAGGAAGCAAAUUUUUCUAGAAGUUGGUUUCAAGGAAAAGCAAUCUGAUUUAAAAACAUCUUAA
This is a messenger RNA of Orycteropus afer afer, 1791 nucleotides long. Lineage: Eukaryota; Metazoa; Chordata; Mammalia; Tubulidentata; Orycteropodidae. The record is from RefSeq and is a predicted model, not a curated record.